AUGGCCAUCCAAACAAAUGAAAGCUCUGGCUUCGUCAUCCUCAACAACGAAUCAACCGAAACACUAAUCCCAGCACUUGAAAGCCAUUUGCCAAGCUCUCUACCAAUUCUGCGACGCAUUCAAUAUGAUUGCACUCAUCCACGCCAGACUGCAUAUCAUGUAGCCAGCGCCAACAUAACCCAAUCUUCAAACAACCCUUCAGACGAAGAACCCUGGAUAGCGGCUUUUAUCAAUCUUUUCGCUGGUCAUGAGACUCAAGUAGUAAUUUAUUCUAGCCUAGAAGCUGAGGUUCCGUCAGUCGAAUAUACAAUCAACAACGAUAAUGGGGAGGACAUCAUCGAUUUUUCUACCAUCAGUCCUCAGAGACAGGAUAUCGCGAGGAAGCAAAUAUGGAGUCUUCUGCAAUUCAUUCAUUCAGACUUAAUGCCUGAAUAUUUGGCUCAUCUCUCAAACUCGAAAGACCAGCCGGAUGGCCUGGAGCAACAGCAAAAGAUAAAAGUACUUCCCAAACAUAACCCUCCCUCCUUCCUCAUCGGCUCUCUACACACAGGGCUCGUCAAACUCCUUACCACCAACGACUCUUACCGCAACGCUCAAUUCCGACCUGGGCUUAAAGUUCAUCGAUACGACACUUUGCCUUAUGUGAAAUACAUAUUUGCGCCAGACAUAUUUCAAACGGGCAGCGAUGAGAAGAGUAACCCUCUUCCGGAGGGUUAUUUCUACGGCUCCGAAGGCUUAAAAGCUGAGCAUGUUGAUCUCGUGAAAUCGAGGACACAUAUCCCGCGGGGAAGGAAGACAUUACUCGCCAUACCUAGCGUGGUAGUCUAUCACCACAGCAAUGCUGAAGUGCCAAUUGCAUGGGCCUUCCUGGCCUUCGACGGCUCUCUUGCGACCCUUCAUGUUGAGCCGGAGCAUCGCGGGAAGGGGAUUGCGGCUACAUUGUCGAGGGAGAUUAUGAGGAGGGGCAUGGGGAGUGGUGCUUAUGGAUCAAACUCCAAAGAAUUGGGGUAUACGCAUGCGGAUGUUGCGAGGAAUAAUGUCGCGAGUAGGAAGGUUAUGGAGAAGGUGGGUGGUGGGAAGGGGUGGAGGUGGAGUGUUACGUGGACUGUUGUUGAGGUUGUUGAUGAGUGA
This is a messenger RNA of Talaromyces amestolkiae, 1131 nucleotides long. RefSeq lists its product as uncharacterized. Bases 1 to 1131 code for a protein of 376 amino acids. The record is from RefSeq and is a predicted model, not a curated record. NCBI's taxonomy places the organism in Eukaryota, Fungi, Ascomycota, Eurotiomycetes, Eurotiales, Trichocomaceae. The transcript has a single exon.